ACCUGAGUACUAGGCUGAAGGCAAUCUGAUCUGAGAAAUCAGAAACAGACAUGAGUGAAAUUAUGUAUGCAAACUCAGGGAUUUCAGCAGACAAAAGAUCAGCUGAUUUAAAUGACUCAUUUGGAGAUAUCUAUGAAAAUACAGACGAGUGGAAGAGCCGGAUGACAGGAAGUUGUAACCAAUCUAUGACCUCAGGAUUCAGCAUUGAAAGGGGCAGGUGUUGCAAACUAAGUGCAGUGUGAGUGGGGGUGCUGCUGUGUGUUCUCCUGCUGACCGCCGGGACUGUGAUGUGCAUCAAAUGCACCAACCUGAAUACAGACAAAGACCAGUUCCAGACCAGUUACAACAACCUGACUAUAGAGAGAGACCAGUUACUGAUCAGUAAUACCAUCCUGAUUACAGAGAGAGACACCUAUGCCAGGUGUUAUGAUUACACUUUGGCUUUUAAAGAUCUUAUUAAACAGGGAUGGAGAUUCUUCAGCUCCAGUCUUUACUACAUUUCUACUGAGGAGAAGAGCUGGACUGAGAGCAGACAGGACUGUAGAGAGAGAGGAGCAGACCUGCUGAUCAUAAACAAUGCAGAGGAAUGGGAGUUCAUCAUUAAACAGCUGGGCAGUUAUAACCAGGCGUGGGUUGGUCUGACUGACAGAGACACAGAAGGAGAAUGGAAAUGGGUGGAUGGUACAAAACAGACCAGCGGCACCAGGUACUGGCAUAAGGGAGAACCGAAUGAUCAGGGUAAUAAUGAAGACUGUGGUGAGAUCAGGAUGUUUUCAGAUAAAAAGGCUUGGAAUGACCUACCAUGUUCUCAUAAAAUACAGUGGAUCUGUGAGAAAAAUGUUUAAUGGUGAAUUUAGAAACAACAUCAACAUUAUAAAAGAUAACACUGGACACUUUAAUAUCUAUAAUAAUAUUAACUAUAAUUAUCAUUCUUUACCAAGGAGUUAUUAAGUGACUCUCAGUUAAUCUGCCACCUUCUUACA
Molecule: messenger RNA, 983 nt
Organism: Clarias gariepinus (North African catfish)
Lineage: Eukaryota; Metazoa; Chordata; Actinopteri; Siluriformes; Clariidae
Product: C-type lectin domain family 4 member E-like
Exons: 5
Coding region: 288-845 (185 amino acids)
Source: RefSeq, a predicted model, not a curated record